This is a messenger RNA of Diaporthe batatas, 853 nucleotides long. RefSeq lists its product as uncharacterized. The record is from RefSeq and is a predicted model, not a curated record. Lineage: Eukaryota; Fungi; Ascomycota; Sordariomycetes; Diaporthales; Diaporthaceae. The transcript is spliced from 3 exons. Bases 14 to 409 code for a protein of 131 amino acids.
CUCACCCUCUCAUAUGAACAAGCUUGUACAUCGACACGGCACUUGCCCCAUCCUAAAGAACACCCGUCAGUGCCUCAUGUCUACCGAUGCGCAUUCUGUUAAGGCCAAGGUCGCCUCCGACGGUCCGCGAGAGGCACCCACUUUACCAAAUCAACCAGACCCUCAGGACUUGUCGGGAAAGGAGCUUGAGUUAAAGGCCGCAUUCAAGGAGGCACAGGAGGAAUUAGCAAAGAUGACCAGAGAAGAGAAAAUGAAAAUAUUUCCUUGGAUGAAGGACGAGCCACCUUCCGGGGUGCCCGCUGAUAAGGCCAUGGCCAUCUUGGCGGAGAUGGAGGAGCAGGAAAGGAGGGAGGCUGAAGCUGAGGACGAGGACGAAGCCACUGGCACUGGUGCAGGCAAGGCCUCUUGACAGUAGAUGGCAAAAGACAGGGCCCAACUGAGUCUGACCUCACAAUCGACUUGGGGCGAGGGCGAGGGGCAAUAACAUCACACAAGCCAAAAUUGGCACGAAACUGCGUGUUGCUGCCGAGUGGAUCAUCCGUGCUGGUGAUAAGCUGUGGGAGGACUCGCUGCUCGGGAUCCUGACCCGACGUUAGUAGAUUGCGCGGUUUCAUCCCAUCGGGGCCGGUUUGACCCUGGCCAUGAAUGGCAUUAACCUCGACCGUUGGGGCCUUUGGAAGCGCAGGUUUGGCGAGGUGCGUGGUAUUAUUAAGGGCCAGGCGACGAUACUGUUGGUCGGGCUUCGGAUAUUACGACGGCAUCAGAGAAGAAGUCAGCUGAGGCGCUGUAACGUUAGAUGUGGACUUGUAUUGCACUUACUUCGAGGCAAACUAGGAGUAUUUGACAUUUUUGA